AUGGGUGAAGAGGAAUACGAAACCCUGCCCACUCACAAUGUUGGGGUUCACCUAGUCGCAGGUGCGAUGGCUGGCGCUGUUGAGCACUGCGUGAUGUUUCCAUUUGACAGCGUCAAGACACGAUUACAAAGUUUGUGUCCUUGCCCAGAAACUAAGUGCCCAACCCCUGUUCAUUCAUUAUGGAAUAUUAUGAGGAGGGAAGGUUGGUUGCGGCCAUUGAGAGGUGUCAAUGCGAUCGCAGCUGGGUCAAUGCCUGCACAUGCUCUUUAUUUUACAGUAUACGAGAAAACAAAGGGUUUUCUUACCGGAAACACAGCUGGUCACGCGAAUACGUUGUCAUAUGGUGCUGCUGGAGUAGUAGCAACGCUAGUCCAUGAUGCAGUGAUGAAUCCUGCUGAGGUCGUUAAACAACGAAUGCAGAUGCAGUUUUCUCCCUAUGGGUCGUCCCUCGAGUGUGUGCGUUGUAUUUAUCGGAGGGAAGGCAUGGCAGCCUUCUACAGAUCAUAUACGACACAGUUGAUUAUGGCUAUACCAUUCCAGUCUGUUCACUUUAUGAGCUAUGAGUUUUGGCAGCAGGUCCUGAAUCCAAAACAUCAAUAUGAUCCGAAAUCCCAUCUGAUUGCUGGUGGUCUGGCUGGUGGAUUAGCAGCCAUGUUAACGACACCUUUGGACUGUGUAAAAACAGUACUGAAUACUCAGCAAACACCAGAACUCACUUGUCAAAAGGAAAUUCUUCUUAAGUUAUCUCAAGUGGAAAGUAUACCAAAAAACAGUAUUCUUGUUCAGCAAAGCAUCCAUUCUCCAAUUACUGCUAGCUACCGAAAUAUUUUCGAUGCCUUCAAAAUUAUUUACUCACAACGAGGUUCUGCUGGUUUCGCUUGCGGCAUGCAAGCACGAGUCAUCUUCCAGGUGCCAGCAACGGCGUUGUCAUGGUCCGUUUACGAGUUAUUCAAAUACAUUCUCGGUUUUACGGAGUCUCGGACAUGA
Haemonchus placei is the source of this 987-nucleotide messenger RNA. The record is from the annotation of a GenBank genome assembly. Lineage: Eukaryota; Metazoa; Nematoda; Chromadorea; Rhabditida; Trichostrongylidae.